AUGGAACACCCUCAAGACCUCGCUCAAUCCAAUUCGCAGCAGUCUGCAAAGGAAUGGGCCUUUCAACAAGACAACCACCUCAGAAUGGCUGCUGCUCUUAAUCAUGGAUCUUACGGUGACAGCUCUGGUAUUAUGACCAGGCAUAGAGCUGCUAUGGCUGCAAGGAACAUGCAGUCCCCUGGCACCAUACCGAAUGGUCUUACUGGCGCGGCAUUACCACACAACAUGAACUCACCGCUUAACUCCAUGUAUUCUCUCCAGACUCCACUUCCUAUUGGCAGGCUACCUCUGACUCCUACUACGGCUUCUAGUUCUUGCGUCACUCGCUCUACUUCCCCUACAAACAGUGUCGCUUCAACGUCCCAAACUUCCUUCUCGUUUCAGCAGCAACAAGCUCAGUCAGCUGCAGCAACGCCUUCUCCAAAGCAUUCUCCUUCUCCACAUUGGAUGUCAAAUCAGAUUCCAGGCAUUCAAUCUCUCAUGGCUCCCUCUCCCAGUGGCUCUUCAAACACUUCUGCUGGUAGCUCAAUUGGUCCACGUCGCAAAACUAAACUAAUCAACGAAACCCGACGUGCUAUUUGUGUGUUUGCUGAAGAGAACCCUAGUGCACGUCAAGAAGAUAUCGCUUCUCGUUACCAGAUUGAGCGUAGCACAGUUUCAAAGAUACUCAAACAAAAAGAUAAGUGGAAGUCUAUUAUUCCAGGUGGUGCGUCUGCACGCGUCGCUAAGCAUAGACCUUCAAAGUUUCCUGACAUUGAAUCACGCUUAUCCGCAUGGGCACAAGACUGUGCUUUAACCAACUACUACUUGACAGACCACGCUAUACGCGAAAAGGCUAAAACUGUCGCUCGCUCGCUCGGAUACCCUGAGGAAAAGUUUAAAGCGUCGUCAGGAUGGGUAGAAAAGUUUAAAGAGCGCAAUAAUAUUAGAAAAGGUAAAGUAAAUGGUGCUACAGCUUCUGGAAGUGGUACUCCUAGUGCUGUUAGCACUGUUAGUGCUGCUAGUAGCUUUGUUCAAGGACCUGAAUCAGAAAUGGGUAGUGCGACUCCAUCAGAACAUGAGGAGACUACCGAUUAUUUGGAAGAGGUCAACCAAGUAGAAUCUCCAGCAGCACAGUCUUAUACAUACACCCACCACCCUCAACAACAUCAAGUUCAAUCUUUGUCACAUUCACUCCCCGCUCAAACUAGACAUGAUGGUUCAUAUAUUAGCGCACCAAACUACGCUCUUUCAGAUCACCAUGCUAAUAAUCACCUCUUGGCACUCGCUUCAGCUGCUGUUGCUGUCGAUGAUCUUAAUCAUGAAAAGUACUCAGUCGAGCAAGAGAGGAUGGAUAAUGAGUUAGCAUGGAUAAUGGAGUUGAAGAGAAAAUUGAGUCAUCAACCAACAAUGGUCGACUUGAUUAAAUCUGACGCUAUUCAAAUAACACGCUUUUACGAACAAGGUAGUCUUAGUGAAGGUGGUUUUAAGCAGGCUAUUGAAAUGCUUUGUGCAUUUACUGGCUUAGAUUUCACUUAUGGCGUAUACGAUAUCAGAUCAUACCUGAUUGAUCGCAUGAAUACAGUUCUGAGUAGAUUAUAG
This is a messenger RNA of Wallemia ichthyophaga EXF-994, 1581 nucleotides long. Its product is annotated as Major centromere autoantigen B. Gene Ontology annotation, molecular function: DNA binding. The coding region runs from base 1 to 1581 and encodes 526 amino acids. Gene Ontology annotation, cellular component: nucleus. NCBI's taxonomy places the organism in Eukaryota, Fungi, Basidiomycota, Wallemiomycetes, Wallemiales, Wallemiaceae. The transcript has 4 exons. The record is from RefSeq and is a predicted model, not a curated record.